Andrographis paniculata is the source of this 1362-nucleotide messenger RNA. RefSeq names its product chaperone protein dnaJ 10-like. The transcript is spliced from 10 exons. The record is from RefSeq and is a predicted model, not a curated record. The coding region runs from base 23 to 1222 and encodes 399 amino acids. NCBI's taxonomy places the organism in Eukaryota, Viridiplantae, Streptophyta, Magnoliopsida, Lamiales, Acanthaceae.
UGUUAGUUAUUAGUCUUUGGUUAUGGAAAGUGAUGAGUUGUACAAUGUUCUUGGAGUUCAUCCUUCUGCCUCCGAGCUUCAAAUUCGCAGGGCUUACUACCUCAAGGCUAGGCAAGUUCACCCUGAUAAAAACCCUAAUGAUCCUCAGGCAGCUCAAAGAUUUCAGGUACUAGGAGAAGCAUACCAAGUUUUAAGCGAUCCAGCACAAAGGGAAGCAUACGAUCGAAAUGGAAAGCAUCACGUUCCUAAGGAAGCAAUGCUGGAUCCCACUGCUGUUUUUGCCAUUCUCUUUGGAAGUGAGGUUUUUGAAGAUUAUAUAGGCCACCUACCUGUCGCAGCAUCAAUGUCUUCCGCACAAUUAAUCAACACUCUCACUCAAUAUGAUGAUGUUGAUGAUGAUGAUGGUAAACUUCUUCACGACAGACUCAAGGGUGUUCAAAGAGAAAGAGAAGAAAAGCUUGCUAGGAAGCUAAGGGACUUUCUUCAACCUUAUGUCUGCGGCGACAAGCGAGGCUUCUUAAAACAAGCUCGAUCCGAGGCUGAAAAGCUUUCACAAACAGCAUUCGGGGCUGAAACUUUGAACACCAUAGGAUACAUAUACACAAGACAGGCGGCGCAAGAGCUAGGCAAGAAAGCUAUAUACCUCGGCGUGCCGUUCAUGGCCGAGUGGGUUCGCAACAAAGGACAUUUCUUGAAAUCGCAAUUCACUGCAGCCAAAGGCACUUUCCAGCUGCUCCAAGUUCAAGAAGAUAUCCGGCGCCAAUUCAAGGUAGAUGGCGGCAGCGCAAGUCCAGAAACAAAUGACUUCAAAUCACAUCUAAGACUCGAUAAAGACACACUUAUAAACUCCUUAUGGAAGCUUAAUGUUGUAGACAUUGAAAUAACUUUACUACAUGUGUGUCAAAUGGUGCUGCAAGAAAGCUAUGUAAGGAAAGAAGAACUCAAACUAAGAGCAGUGGCACUGAAAAUCUUAGGGAAAGUCUUUCAGAGCCAAAAGAAUAUUCCGAAUGCCGGGACAUCAAAGAAUAAAAUGGCUUCAGCUGACGAAGAUGAUGACACUACUAGUUCAGACAGCAGCGAUGAAGAGGACUCGCCGCGAUCACUCAGCUACCGGACUCCAUUACUUACACAGGGAAUCGGAAGACUCUUCAAGUGUCUUUGCAACCCAGCAUUCGAUGUUGAUGAUGAUGAUGAUGAAAUAGUUUAUAGAGGAAGACGAUAAGUUUCUUCGAAACAACAUCCAAUCCAUCAUAUGAUUUUCAAAAGCUUGGAUCUUUGUUUUUGUAACAUCAAUCAAAAGAACACUUUCCAUAUAUGUAAUGAAAACUUCAAAAGCUAAAUGUUUGUUUUCUAGUAAUGUAA